Metarhizium brunneum ARSEF 3297 is the source of this 486-nucleotide messenger RNA. RefSeq names its product Low molecular weight phosphotyrosine protein phosphatase (gene stp1). Gene Ontology annotation, molecular function: acid phosphatase activity; non-membrane spanning protein tyrosine phosphatase activity. Gene Ontology annotation, cellular component: cytoplasm. Lineage: Eukaryota; Fungi; Ascomycota; Sordariomycetes; Hypocreales; Clavicipitaceae. The record is from RefSeq and is a predicted model, not a curated record. Gene Ontology annotation, biological process: protein dephosphorylation.
AUGCCAGAGCCUGUGUCGGUGCUCUUCGUCUGCCUGGGCAACAUCUGCCGGUCCACCAUGGCCGAGGGCAUCUUCCAGAGCCUAGCAAAGCAGCCGCAGUACCAAGGCAAGAUUGGGCGCAUCGACUCCUGCGGCACAGCUGCCUACCACGCGGGCGAGGAUCCGGACUCGCGAACCAUGUCGACGCUCGAGGCUAAUGGGAUUGCCGACUACGAGCACGCCGCUCGCCGGUUUAAAACGACGGAUUUCGAAGUCUUUGACUACAUCUUUGCCAUGGACCGGUCCAAUCUGUCUGACCUCCAGCGCCUGCACAAGGGCAACCCGGACACAAAGGCCAAGGUGAUGCUCUUUGGGGAGUUUAGCGGCACGGGCAAGGCCGAGGUGGUGAGCGACCCUUACUACGGCGGGCGGGACGGGUUCGAAAAGGCGUUUGAGCAGUGCAGCAGGUUCUCCAAGAACUUUAUCAGGGAUGUCAUCGGCGAGUAG